This is a messenger RNA of Fusarium musae, 294 nucleotides long. RefSeq lists its product as uncharacterized. The transcript is spliced from 2 exons. The record is from RefSeq and is a predicted model, not a curated record. Bases 1 to 294 code for a protein of 97 amino acids. NCBI's taxonomy places the organism in Eukaryota, Fungi, Ascomycota, Sordariomycetes, Hypocreales, Nectriaceae.
AUGUUCCCCGCUCUGAAGGUCUUGCCUCGCCCAGAGCCAGCUGAAGGCGGUUCCGAGGACCACAAACAUUGGCUUGAGGAGUCCGAGAAAUGGACAUCCCUGCGAUGCAAAUGUGGUCGCGGCUACUUCUGUCGUGAACACGGAGACUGGAUCUCCGGUAAUGAGGUUGGCGCAGGCAAGGCUGUCACUGGCGACCAGCAGCAGCCUGGGUCGUGUCCCAGCUAUCACUAUGAUGACUCUGAGCGAGAGACAUAUGUUGGUCAGCGUGAUGGGGGUCAAAUGGCCACUGUCUAG